AAACUGUUUAAUUGGUAUGCAUGUCAAAAAAUUCGCUGUAUUGGUAGAAUCAGUACGAAUGGUCUUUCUAAGUAUGUAUGAGAUGUAAAGCUCCGAAGUAUACCUUAAUAAGGUCGAAGCAUUAUGAUCGCAUAACGAGUGAUGUGAGCAGAGUGAUUGAAAGAAACGUAAAGAAAGAACAGCGAAUACAAUUGCUGGAGGAAGAAACUAUGCCGAGGGCACCGACUUUUCUAACCCCUUACCUGGCACCUGUUCACGAUGCACCGGAGAAGCCCGAGGCGUGACAGCAGAUUCAACCUGGCAACGUGCACUUGCUUGUAGCUGUCCGGUACAUUGCCAAGUGGCUGUAUUUUUUCUGACAGCUGACAUCGUGUACCCGUGCUUUAUGGUAUAACGGUUACAACGUUUGUGCCCGAGCGUGCUAGUGAAAUUUCAAAGUGUCCGCUUUUCAUCCUCGAACACUCGUUUUUCGUGGUAAACAAAGCGAUCAGGCAACGACUUGGAAACCGGCCGCCGAUUACAACCACGGCGUCAAGUGAAACGAUGCGUGCAAACAAUAACAUUCCCGUCGGCUUGUUAUUAAACCGUUGUUCGAGGAUAUAACACGACACCCAACAAAGCUGUCCGUCGUGGAUUUUCUAACCAGUCGAGUUUCGAUCGGGAAAGUGUCGAAGACAAACGGCCAUGGAGCAGAAAUUUUAAGCGAUUUUUACGCUGAUAUUCUCGCGUGAUAAACGGAACGCGGUGCGGCAAAAUGACGAAGGACCGUUCAAAGCUGCCGAUGGAAUUAAUAUAGGAUGCAGGGACGACAGGAUUCCAGUUGCACCGGUUAAAAUGAAUCGUAGGGAGGACCCGCUGUUGCGGCAGCAUCGCAGCCGUUUGCUGCAAUUAGCCGAGGCGACAAACAUCAAGCCUGGCCGUGGCAGCGGGAAAAGACGAGGCCAGAGGCAGUCGCACGGUUUCGGACCCAGUAAUGGCGGACCCAGCGGCGGUCGUGUGACCCUCCAGGAUAUCGUGAGAAGCGAUCCUGGAUACACGCCAAAUAUCGAACAUUUAGUUUUCCCGGAGCGCAAAAGCAGCAAUCCAAAUUUGGCUAAAACGACCGAUGAAUCCCCGUCGAAUAAGUCGAAGCCGAACGCCACUGGCUCGGGAAGAUCCAGACUCGCUGAGGUGUUCUCCAGACAUUACUCUAGGGGAUCCUCGCAGGACUCGUCGGUUACGUCCAGGAAGAAUCAUUUAAACAGCACAUCAUUGGACAGCGGAGCCACGGUGUCCCAUCAGGCAACCGGGUCCAGCAGCGGUGCCACGGUGGUGACGAGAACCGGAGGUCGUCGUUGGUUGUCGCAGAGCUCGCAAUCCUCCAGGCAACAUUCGGCCGAGGACGGGGUGCGCGGGGGCAACGUGGGCGUCAUAGGGCCCGUUUCGACCUCGUCCUCGAGUCAGGCCCCUGCUCCCACCCUGCCACCUCGAAGAGUCAGUCCGGCGGACUCUACGGACAUCUCGAAUACGGCCACUGGCUCCCGCGGCGACAGGGGCCCGAACGUGUCGAUUCUGCACUUACGCGGUACUUCUGAUCCUUGGGAAGUUGGUUCCCAAGGUUCCACGUAUAGCGUCGGCAGCAAUAAAAGCCAAACUGGUGGCAAAGGGAAAUCGAGUGGAAAUACACGGGGUUCGUACACGCGUGGCACUUCGAUACCAUCCCUAAAACGUCACGAUACGACGGCAUCGGCUUCGUCGACUUCCAGUUUGAAACAGCAUCGACAAGAUAGCCACGGACAGGUGACAAGUUCCCGCCGCCGGGAGUCCUCGAAUUCGUUCCUGUCGAGCAACAGCGGCACUUCCGGCGAGUUGUUCAUCAGCGGCGACUGCAGCCGAGAACUGUCGCCGGUGAGAUGGUGCGACAGAGAGGUGGAUGGAGUGUAUCUGGGUCGAUCCGGUUGGGUUCAAGUGCAGCAAAGGUCCCUGGACGAGAAUCGGCGAAUAAACUACGAGAGUAGCCUGGUUACUGCGACCACCGGUACUCUUCCGUUACCGCGACGUGCCACGGUCAAAUUGGCCGAUUAUCAUUGCAACAGCGAGCCAGGAAAAUGUCCCGAGGAGUUUCUACGUUUAGACAGCCAGAGGCCGGAUUAUCUAGCUCUACAUGGCCAGGAUUUCGAUUCCGUGGCGAGUAGCACCUGCACCUCUCCUCACAGUAUCCCGGAGUCUUAUUCGCCGCCGUCGAUCACGCCGAUUAUUUCACCUCCGCCGGCUUUCCAAGACGUGAUCGGCAAGAAAUCAUCGUCGAAGCACUCCUCUGGCCGCAAUAAUUACGGAAAGGCUCCAUUUUUGCCGCGAUCGAACGCCAUCGUGGACAGCGACAUCAUAAGCCCUCCUCCCUCGCCGCCGCGUCAAAUGACUUGGAGCUCUUUGCCGUCUUCCUCUCGAAAGUCAUCCAGCGCUCCGUCCAGAUCACGGAGACAGAACACGGCUAAUCAACAACAACAGCAACAGCAACAACAACAGCAGCAACAGCAACAGCAACAGUAUCGGAUGGCACAAGCUAAAUCGCUAGAGGAUCAGUCGUCCACGAGGCGAUCGCAAUUUGUUCAACGCUAUCUAGAGUCGUCGAGUUCCUCCUCGUCUUCGGUCGGUUUUCGAAGUCUGGACAGUUGCGUGACGAGGUCGACGAUGCCCAGAUUAGCCGAGAACACGGAUUCGUCCGUGGAGGGUUACGACGACGGCGACGACGAGGACGACAAUCCUAGCUCCUCGUUGAACCUCAGCCUUGUAUCUUCCUCGAUCAUCGCACUGAAUUCGUCCAACGAAUCGAUACGCGCUAACGGAGAGAGAAUUUCACCGAACAGGCAGACCAGACAUCAUCGAAGCCAACAGGGAUUGAGACGGUCGCCUGGUUCCUCGGAAUCUGGAAAGUUAUCGUUCAAUUCGCCGUCGUCUUCCUCUUCGUCCUCGAGCAGCGCCGAGAGACAAGGAAGAUCGCCUACCCCGAAUCCUUUCAGGCGAGGAAACGCUACGAGGCAACAUCAGAGCGCCAGAACGACCCAAGCGUCCCCGGAAUCUCAUCAGUCGAGAGUAAGAAGAUCUAGAAGUCUUCAGUUACCGGAGAAGAGGUCUCCCGGUGCAGCGGCUCCGAGCAGGGAACACUCGAGGGAAUCUAACGAGCCGCAUAGAGUCGUUGUUAAAAUUUCCAGCGACCGGGCCAACGAGAGGAAACGUCACAUUCUUCAGAAUAAUAUCUCGCUCCUGUCACCAGAACGUUUCGUUGAUGCAUAUUUCCCAGGAAAAGCUCAAUCGACGGAGGACGCGUUGAACGAGGAGCUUCUUCGCGAAACGGAAACGGUUACCGAGUACCUGUACGGCACAAGAAGUCGCGUGGUAUCCAGGAGUAUUCUGCCCAGCCGUUUCGAGCGUCGAGAGGAUAGCCAAGAGCAGCGGCAAAGAAACAACCUGGCCACUUACGACGUUUACUUCAUCUCGUCGAAACAGCAGCAGCAACAGACUUCAAAAUCGUCGGGUCAGUCGAUGCAACAGUCGCAACAGCAGCAGCAGGCGCAGCAGCAGCAGCAGCAGCAGCAACAACAGCAGCAACAACAACAGUCCAGAAGGCCAAAGACUUUACAAAGAGGGGCAACGACCCCGAAUGCAAAUCCUCCUUCGUCGAAUCAUGACUUUUGCAUCAGUCCUGACGCGAAAUUACGUUGUAACAGCAGCACCUGCGAUUUCUGGCCGCACUGCUCGCAAAGAGAAACUCUAUAUUCUCCCAGUCAAGCUCCGGUAUUCAUGAAGUUGUCCCAGAGCUAUCCGGCUCAUCAGAGGCUCCCCGGGGACUCGGGCGGGCACGUGAGCCGUGGUAGCGCCAGCUCGUCCCCGGCAUCGUUAGAGCGAAUGGACGAUCGAGAGUUCCGUGAUCGCGAGAAUUCCCGGAAAAAUCGAGGUAAUCGGGAGCAAAACAACGCUGGCACGUCGAAGUAUCAAGAUAGACAGCCGAAGAGCGUGCUGAAGCAACCGAAUCGGUGGUCGCCUCUCGAGGGAUCGAACGGCAACGGUUCCAACAUCGAGAAACGGGAACACCAUCGAUUUUACCAGAAACCCGAAUACGCUAGCAGCUUCGAAGCUUGCGACAACAAGGACAGAAAAGUGUCGCCUGUCCAAGGGAAGAAUAUAGUGAACAGAUCACCCAGUGGUCACGCGGCUUCCUCGUCAACCUCGUCCUCGUCUAGCAGUGACAUUUGGGUCACCACGUCCGACAGGACGGUCACCAAAAGCCCCAGAAACGCUAAAAGUUCAGGCGCAUCUACCCCUAUGGAAGACGCGGUGAUUGGUUCCCUGAAGACGCUGAUAGAGCCACCGAAAGAUGGGAUGCUGUCCAGACCUGGAAGUGCUCCAACCAGAGGAGAGGACUCCCUGACUGCGGAUGCUUCGCUGGAUCCUCACCAACGCUCGCUGUCUCUGCCUAAGUCCUUUCUGACUCAUAACACCGAUAGCAAUAACAAAGGAGGCCCCUGGCAACGUGGUCAGAGUUCCCAAAGGUCGAGCCCUAGUCCCAGUCGACUUCACCACACGCAGGAAGCAGCCACACCUCACACGGCUCCCGUUUCCCCCCUGCACGAUCAACGCUCGAACGCGUACUCCGGCAAGGAGAGAAGACGAAUUCCUGGCCUGAGCAAAGCGCAGAGGCGUAUUAAAGCGUCAAGCACGCCGGCACUCUUGGAUCGCGAUGUGGAAAGUCGACAGUGGUCGGGCGACGAAGAGGACGAGGGGACAACAGGCCACGUAACAACCGAGCAUCCUCUGACGGAGGCGACAAUUCCGUUGGUUUCUCACUCGCGUCUUCAAGAGCAACCCUCGAACUUGAGUGGCAAUAUUGUAACCGCUUCCGGUGGCCAGAAUUCAGCACGUUCGAGCACGCAGAGCCAGCAAGAGAGCGUUCUGCAGAAAUUCAGAAAGAGCUUCUCGCUGAGGUUCCACAAGAAGGGCAGCAAAGAGAGCAACGAGAGCGAAUGUCCGGUCGAAGAUAACGAUGGAUCCGGUCCUCUAGACGAGGAGGAGGAAAGGGAACCUUCGAACGUCGCCGAACAAACGUCUCAGCAUAAAGAAGACAACAACACUGAUCAGAAAUUUCGGUUUGGUCCUCUGGUGUGGAGGAGCAGUAAGGAAAGAAAAAAGGGUAGCAAAGCUGCCAGGAAUGCGAAGUGCAACAGCGGGGAUAGUGGAAUCCAAAUAGAGAUGGUAUCUGGUGGAGCAUUGACUGGGGGCGGUGGUGGUGGAAUGAUAGGGGGUGGUGAUAGCUCCGAGUCCCACGACACGGAUGCCCAAGACGAGACAGACAGCCCUCCUGCCCUUCGUAGACGAGUCGCGGACAAAUCACGACCCCAGUCCGAGCUCAUCAACCAGAUACUGAUCGACAAAUUUAAGGCGGAUCUUCAGAGUCGAACGUCGAGGCAUCAGCAUGUACGCAGAACUAACAGCGAUUUAGGAGGUCAAAGGUUACUCCAGUGGGAUACGAGGUCUGGUUACAGCCACGUGCACAAUUACCGAAGGAUGCUCUCGACACCAUCACCCAUCAAGACGAGGCCUCCUAGGCUCAGUCCAAGGCACUCCUCCCAUGACAUCGUUACGCUAAGAAGUAACGCGAAAGGGAGGAGUUCUCGGACAAAUUUGAGGCGUUCACUUAGCCAACCACUGGGUAUCAAUCAGCUAUCACCCUUGAUGCGCACCAAAACUGCAGGCGCGAGGUUGCCCGGUGGAAACGUCCUGUCGGAGGACGAACAGGACGGAAGAGGUGGAACGUCCGACGACGAAAUGAUGUCCGAUUCAGAGUCCUCCAUCGCUUCCUUGACGGACAGAAAGAAGUCCUUCGAGCAGACGAUGGACGAAGAAGUGGUGAUACUGGCUGAAGCUGUUUGGGACCACGUGGCUAUGGAACCUGAGGAGCUAGCUUUUCGUGCCGGCGAUGUCAUCGAGGUUCUCGACAACCUAGACAAGGAUUGGUGGUGGGGUAGCUGUAGAGGAGAACAUGGAUGGUUUCCGGCUGCAUUUGUUAGGUUACGCGUAAGCCAAGAGGACACUGUCGAGGAUUGUUUGGCGGCGAUGGCUUCCGGAGGCACGUCUAACUCCCAACUGAGGAGACGCACCAGUGUUUCGCUGUUAUCGAACGAACAAGUUAGAACGAGCGUAGUUCGCGAACUGGUUCAGACUGAACGAGAUUUUGUCAAAAUAUUGACGGACGUAGCGGAAGGUUACAUAGCCGAAUGUAGACGGCAUACGGAUAUGUUCAACGAGGAGCAGAUAGAAAGGAUAUUCAUCAAUCUUGAAGAUCUGUUGGACUUCCAGUCCGAGUUCUUGAAGGAUCUGGAAUCUCGAAUCGACUGGAACGCACCGUACAAGAGUUGCGUCGGUGAAUGUUUCCUAAAUCAUAGAGCAGGAUUUCGUAUGUACUCAGAGUAUUGCAACAGUCACCCAAUGGCCACCGCCACGUUACAAGAACUGUACCAGCAUAAUCGUUACAGUAAAUUCUUCGAAGCGUGCAGGCUAAUGAGAGGACUGAUAGAAAUUCCUUUAGAUGGGUACUUGUUAACGCCUGUACAACGGAUAUGCAAAUAUCCGCUUCAAUUGGCGGAGCUUCUGAAAUACACGAAAGCUGAUCAUCCGGAUUACCACAAGAUUCAAGAAGCUCUUGAAGCGAUGCGAGGCGUUGCGGUUUUAAUCAACGAGAGGAAGAGGCGAAUGGAAAGCCUCGAGAAGCUUGCUGCUUGGCAAUUAAGAGUCGAAGGAUGGGAGGGUGAAGAUCUCAUAGAAGUUUCGUCCCAGUUGAUUUACCAGGGUGAAGCGAUUAGAGUUACCACCGGUAUGUGGACGAACAAUAUCACUCUCUUCCUGUUCGAUCAUCAGCUGGUUUAUUGUAAAAAAGAUAUUUUGAAGCGGAACACUUACGUCUACAAAGGACGUAUUUAUCUCGACACGAGCGAAGUGAUCGAUGUUCCCGAUGGAAAAGAUCAUCAAUUAGGAGUAACGGUGAGGCACUGUUUAAAAGUGUACAGUUGCGUUCGAGAUAAAUGGUUGCUCUUCUGCUGUCGCACGGCAGAAGAGAAGCGUCGAUGGUUGGCAGCAAUGGCGGAGGAACGAAGACUGGUUGUUCAAGACAGAAACGAUGGAUUGGAGUUUCCAGCUGCAGCCAAGGAGUUGGCCAGGCUUGCAGCGACGAGACAACAGAACAGACCGCCAAUCAAACCUCGCAAUAAAACGUACAAAAGAGAAGCGGCUUACGAAAUUCCUACGAUGAUCAGUCAAGGUACAACGAACUCGUUGGGACGUAAAGUUGGCACUUGGUUCACAUUUGGUAGCAGCAAAAAAAGUACUCGACUUCAGCCGUCCUGAGACAGGCCUACCUUCGUGCCAUACAUUGAUUUGUGAAAGUUUGAUGAGAACCGCUUAAUCGUUGCUUCAGAAUCGUGACUAGAACGUAUGUUACUGAAAGAAUUGUUGGAAUAGUUUGAAACAAUUUAUGCUCUAUCCUCCGACAUGAAUUCAUAUACGUUUUCGUUCACAGAAGAGUAAACGAUCUUAAGCGCUCGUCACAUGUAUGGAACGAAGGUGUUUACGUUAAUCGUUAAGUUAUCAUUAAAGGUUGUUAUCGACUCGACAGCAUCGAUACGUCCUGUUGACGAGGUAGCGAAUAGCUACGGUUUUCAUUAGUCCAAUUCUAGUACUGGUUUAAUUUAUAAAAGCACACAGUUCGAUAUAACGUGUAACCGCAUCAUUGACGAUAUUUAUUUCACUGCCUCAAAGAAAGAUUCUUCUUCAUCCAAACGCUUUGUCGUCGCAAAAAGUGACGUGGUAUUGUCACUUAGCUUUCUCUAGUAAAUGAUAAACGUUGUUUGUUACACGUAAAAGUAUAUCCGAAUGAAGUACCAUUAACUAAUUAUAAAAAUGUAAGUAAAACGAAGUAUACAUACAAGCAACGUUUAUACGAAUAUCUUAGUUGGGAAAAGAAAAGCAAAUGGGAUCUAAACGUUUUGCGAAAAGUUUCAAGGUUAAAAAAAGACACCAGCAUUAGAUAAAUAUAACUGAAGAAAUAAUUGCAUCUACUAGAGAAACGAAUGCACCUAUUAUUAGACGAACAUAAAUAUAUGUGUAAAGUUAAUAGCGAGCUUUUUGAGGUACUAAAGAGAAAGUACUAGUCACUUUUAUCACGAGAAGUCGCGUAAAGGAACAGUGAUAAGAGUUUAGCGUUAUUAAAAUACAAUUGCUUGAGUGUUGUGAGCAAUGAAUGGAUCAGCGAUGGCCAUACAAUUCUUUUUUUUUUUGUGGUAAUAAAGACUGACCGAAGAGAGUCGGUACGAGGGUAGCGCUGAGAGAAAAGAAUAAUCGAAAACCUCCUAGUUCUAGACUGAAAAGUCUUUUAACUAUACUUCUGGUUCGAUAAUCUUUUAAAUAGACUUUUAGAACGCACACUAAAGUAACAAAAUGUUGAUAGUAAACAUCACCUCAGAGAUAUCUCUCUCAGUGAAGGGAAACGCGUUUGUAGAAAAAGAAUUUCAAAGUAAAAUAAAAAAUAAAACGCGGCUACCCUUUUACUGCCUACAAGUUACACUGGAAGCAGUAAAUUGUAACGUUCACGCGAAGCGAUAAAUACUCACCAUAGUUUGUACGAAGGUUUUAAAUUUCGGUAAACUGACGUUGAAUUAUCUUUCUACGUCGGCACAAGAAGCGGCAGUAUUAAGGAUACGCAGGUAUCGUUGAAACGUGUAAAUACUCGCAUAUCAAGCCUCUUUUCUCGACUGCUAUCAGACGCAGUUUCUAAAGAAAAAUGAAAAUCAUCUGAGAUAUCUUUCAAGUUUUUUCUACUCUUGUACAGAACAAUGUAACGAGGAUAUCGCGAUGAAAGCCAGUCAGCCAGCAAAAACCUCUGUGUCUUGUACGAGCAAGAAACAGAAUGUAUAGUUUCUGCUGCGAUAUAGCGAGAUCGUACAACUUUUUGAAAGUUGAUGCGAAUAUGAAAUUUUCGCCAGAACGAGAAAGGAUUUCGUAAGGUUCAAUAUUGUGAAGUGACUCAAAUUUUCAAACUUUGAUAUUUCCAUCUUCCUAAGUUUCUAAUUUCCUGAACAUAAAAAUUCCUAAAUAUCCGAAUUUCGAAACUUCCUGAACUCCUAAAUUCUGGAUGACCCUAAAGCAGAACGUAGCAUACUUGAGCAUUUUAUCUUCUAACAAGGAUUUAAUUUACGACCCCGCUAUGUUCUGUCGGGGACUAUACACGCUGUUGUAUGUAUUAUAAUUCACCGUGUAUGAUUAAAUUAACGUUUGAAAAAAGAAUCUAUUACCCUUCGAUUGUGAAAGUUUUUCAACACUGCCAAUAUGUUUACUAAACACGUCUUCGUUCGUUUGUGUCUUUUUCAUCAUGUUCGAAGCACCGUGUAAGUUUCAAAAGUAUACGUUUAUAAAAACGAGGUGAUCGAUUAUUCUCUGUAUUCAACCGUGUGUAAUUUCGUAAAAGAUGAAUAAUGAAAUAUUAGCAAAAACGAAACAAUACACAGAAGUAUAUUUUUGCUUAUUUUCUGGCAUUGUAUUUACUAUACGACGAGGACAAUAUGAUGACAAAGCGAAGGAGCAAGAUUCCUACUGAAACUGUACAGAUAUCAUUAACCAUGGAUGUGUAGAUUAGACGCGAUACAUUUGUUGCUGGACGUAACUCAUUCAAGAGUUAUUUUUAUAGGACAACUUUUAUUUGUUCGAACGCAAUCUCGUUACAAGCAUCGUUGUGUAAGAACAAGUAUAAUGGCCAAUGUGACUAAAUGUAAGGAGAAAGCAUUUUCGUGCUUUACUGUGAAUGCUGAAACGAUAAUACCGCCGUAUUGCACAACUCAUACAUAACUUUUCAUCCAUUCGAUUCCAUUUACACGAAUAAAGGAAUAAAACUUCUGCGAAUUGCCAGAGUAAUAUUACAAGAACCCACAUACUAAAAGAUACACCGUAAUAAUUUAUUCUUUGCCUUGACCAUACUUUACAUAUCCGAACGAAGAUGAUACACAAUGAAGUUUAACGAAUAGCGUAAUUAAUAGUGUGGUAUUCUUUCUAAGGAUUGUAUGUAGAUAACGAUUACAAGUUCACUAAUUUGUGUUAUUACUCUGGCAAUAUUGAAACGAAUUCUGCACAAACGUCAAAAUAAUGUGCUUCGAAGCAAUAAUAUUAUUAGGCGUUACUGUAAUAACAGUUUAGGCUGUUGCAUAUAUAUGUAAACGCAUAUAUUUUCCCUGAUAUUUAAUACUACUGGCUGUGAGUGUAUAUCGAUAUUAUGUAACGAUAAAUUAUUGAUAUACACCCAUGUCCUGUAUUGCAAUGAAUUUAAUGAACGAUGAACUAAAAAGGAGAAACUGAUACAACAAUGUAUUGGUUUGUUUCAUGUAAAUAACUAGGUAUUGUACUUUGUAAAUGUAAAUACUGUAGAACUCUUCAUUAGCAACAACUUCAACACACUCUAGGCAAUAAGGAAUUUAAAACUGAAUGACAUAUAACUUUUGGAUAAAGAUUAAUUAUUGAUUGAAUAGCACAAUGUUUUGUAUAUUUGUAUAUCUAAUUUAAUGAUUUACGAAUAAAUUACUCUUUGCUCGAUUGUUCACGUUAUAAA
Megachile rotundata (alfalfa leafcutting bee) is the source of this 10624-nucleotide messenger RNA. It is a transcript of the gene RhoGEF3, whose product is annotated as Rho guanine nucleotide exchange factor 3. Lineage: Eukaryota; Metazoa; Arthropoda; Insecta; Hymenoptera; Megachilidae. Gene Ontology annotation, biological process: intracellular signal transduction. Gene Ontology annotation, cellular component: cytosol. Gene Ontology annotation, molecular function: guanyl-nucleotide exchange factor activity; protein binding. The record is from RefSeq and is a predicted model, not a curated record.